Molecule: messenger RNA, 2520 nt
Organism: Trematomus bernacchii (emerald rockcod)
Lineage: Eukaryota; Metazoa; Chordata; Actinopteri; Perciformes; Nototheniidae
Product: zinc finger protein 135-like
Exons: 1
Source: RefSeq, a predicted model, not a curated record
GUCCAGCAGCUGGUGGUUAAAGAAGAGGUUCCCCCUGAGCAGCAGGAGUGGAGCUCCAGUCUGGACCAGGAGGACCCAGAGCCCCCCCCACACAUUAAAGAGGAGCAGGAGGAACUCUGGAUCAGUCAGGAGGGAGAGCAGCUUCAAGGGCUGGAGGAGGCUGAUAUCACCAAGUCCACAUUCACUCCUGUCCCUGUGAAGAGUGAAGAUGAUGAAGAGAAACCUCAGUCCUCUCAGCUUCAUCAAAGACAAACUGAACACCUGGAAACAGAAGCUGAUGGAGAGAACUGUGGAGGACCAGAACCAGCCAGGAACUCAGAUCCAGAGAGACAUUUACAACCAGAGACUGAGGACAACCCUGGAGACUCUUCUGAACCUGACACUGAAGACAGGGCUGAUUGGAAGGAGACCAGAGAACCAGGUUCAAACUCUCAGAGAAAUAAACAAAACUCUGUCAGUGAUUCAAGACGUAGUGCAGGAGAGAAACCAAUCAUCUGCUCAAUUUGUAAGAAACAUUUUGCACAGAGAGGAAGUUUAAAGGAACACAUGAUAAUCCACACAGGAGAGAAACCAUUCAGCUGCUCGAUUUGUAGGAAACAUUUUGCACAGAGAGGAAAUUUAAAGGAACACAUGAUAAUCCACACAGGAGAGAAACCAUUCAGCUGCAGUGUUUGUGACAGAAGAUUUACUUGGAGUCGUUCGGUCAAAAUCCAUAAGUGUGUUGGUCGUCAGUCCUCACAGCUUCAUCAAACUCAGACUGAGGAGAACAGAGAGGCAGAGCCUCCAGCCAGCAGCUCAGCUGAACACAUGGAUACAGAAGCUGAUGGAGAGGACUGUGGAGGACCAGAACCAGCCAGGAACUCAGAUCCAGAGAGACAUUUACAACCAGAGACUGAGGACAACCCUGGAGACUCUUCUGAAGACACUGAAGACAGUACUGAUCCUCAGUCCUCACAGCUUCAUCAAAGACAACAUGAACAUAUGGAAACAGAAGCUGAUGGAGAGGAAUGUGGAGGACCAGAACCAGCCAGGAACUCAGAUCCAGAGAGACAUUUACAACCAGAGACUGAUAAAGGUGGCGAACCAUCUCUAGAACCUGAUGACAAUGUUGACAUUGAGUUUUGGAAAGAUACCAGGCAGCAUCAGUCUGGGUUCACUUAUCGAAGAAAUAAAAAAGUAUCUAUAAGUAAAGGAUAUAUGACCAGUAAGACAGCAGUCAGCUGCUCUGAUGACCAGGUUCAAACAGAUCCCAGGACUGGUGAUGGUGUUUGUUUUUCCACACAGACCAGGCAUCCUCAUUCAGGUCCAAACCAUUUGGAAACUGAGGACGUUUCCAUCAGCGAGAAUCCAUUCAGUCCCUCAGAGCGUAAAGAUCAAUAUGAGGACAGUCAGCUGACGCACAAAACAUCUCCCACAAGAGAGAAACCAUUCAGUUGCUCAUGUUGUGGUAAAUGGUUUGCAACAGAAGGAAAUCUGACCAGGCACAUAUGUGUCCACACAGAGGAGAAACCACCCAGUUGUGUGGAGUCGCAGCUCUUGAACCACGAGUGUGUCGGCGAGCCCUCUCAUUGUCACACUUCUAACCCACUGUUCGACAGCUCUCAGUGUGGAACAGUAAUAGACCGAAAGCACCAGCUGCCGGUUACCAGCAGAUUUCAGAAAAGUCUGAAACCGAAUGAUGGCUCACUUUGUGGUAUCGCUUUUUCCAAUCUUGAAAGUUCUCACAUGCCUGGUCAGUUUGGGGAGAAACCUUUCUGCUGCUCUGUGUGUAACUCAGGUUUCAGUGACAGCGAGGCUUUAGUACAACACAUGAGGAUCCACACGAGACAAACCCAGUUUAGUUGCUCACUUUGUGGUAAAGAAUUUGCAUGGAGAAGAUCUCUGACUAAACAUAUGAAAGUCCACAAAAGGCCGAAAUUAUGCUGCAGAUAUUGUAACAGAAUGUUCCCUUCGCAAUUUACGCUGAAAUACCAUGAAUGUGAGGGUAAGUCCUCACAGCCUCUUCAAACAGAAGAUGUAGAAACAGAAGCUGAUGGAGAGGACUGUGGAGGACCAGAACCAGCCAGGAACUCAGAUCCAGAGAGACAUUUACAACCAGAGACUGAGGACAAGCCUGGAGACUCUUCUGAGACUGAAGACAGUGAAGAGGAUGAUUUUUGGAAACAGAGCAGUGAAGGCCGGUCAGAUUUAAACUCUCUGAAACAUGCAUUUGAUGAAGAGAAACCUCAGUCCUCACAGCUUCGUCAAAGACAAACUGAACACCUGGAAACAGAAGCUGAUGGAGAGGACUGUGGAGGACCAGAACCAGCCAGGAACUCAGAUCCAGAGAGAAAUGUACAACCAGAGACUGAGGACGACCCUGGAGACUCGUCUGAACCUGACACUGGAGACAUUGGAGAUUCGAAGGAGCCCAGAGAACCAGGUUCAAACUCUCCGAAAAAUAAACAAGACCCUGUCGGGCCGUCUCCACGGCAGCGUUAAAAAAUCUUGAAACGCUUCUGCCCAUUCACUUUGAAUGGG